Molecule: messenger RNA, 6383 nt
Organism: Vespa mandarinia (Asian giant hornet)
Lineage: Eukaryota; Metazoa; Arthropoda; Insecta; Hymenoptera; Vespidae
Source: RefSeq, a predicted model, not a curated record
UCGAAAACACGAAAGACGUAUGUAAAUCUCAGUCUUAUUCAGAUCGCAUUUUAUUCAACAUGACGCGAUUUCUGAUCGGUACGAUUUUAUUCGCAUCUCUCGUAGUUGCUGGCACCUGGGCAAUCGACGGCGUCAAAGGUGGCCAUCGUCCUCGCUAUCCAACGAGCGCUAAUCAGUACGGUGGGAACAACAAUAAUGUGCUUUGCUACAAAACAGUACCAUACAAUCAUGCAUUGGCUUAUAAUACUACUAGCGGAGUGCCUUACAAUACAAUCCCUUUGCCACAGGACAAUCAGGAUUAUGCUCAUAGUCAUGGAUUCAUAACGAUCUUGGACUGCUGCGAGGGUUACAAGCGUAACAUUACGAAUGGCAACUGCGAUUUUCAUUGCGAGCAAGGUUGUUUUGGUGGCGAAUGUACAGGGCCAAAUCAAUGCACUUGCAAAUCCGGCUGGUUUCCUGAAAAUGGAGUCUGUAUGCCUGUUUGUCUGCAGCCAUGUCAAAAAGAUGCUUAUUGUUUUUCACCGAACGUUUGCGCGUGUAAAUUGGGCUAUGACGAAGUGAAUGGUGAAUGCAGGCCAAUCUGUCCCGGUGGUUGCAGAAACGGUGACUGCAUCGCACCACGCGUUUGCAGAUGCAAGUCUGGUUACGUAUUAAACAAUCUUCAGGAAUGUGUUCCUGUCUGCGAGGGUGGCUGCCCCCAUGGCGAAUGUACCGCACCCGGUAUUUGCACUUGUUAUGAAGGGUAUACGAAUCCACCGAAUGAACGAGAAUCUUGCAUUCCUUAUUGCCAGAAUAGCUGCAACGGUGGUCAAUGUAUCUCACCCGGUAUUUGCAACUGCAUCCAAGGUUACGUGCGUAACUCAAAUGGUGGAUGUUCGCCAGAUCCCGUGUCGAAUCAAUGUAGAUACGGUUGCGGUGACCACGGCAUUUGUAUUGGUUACAAUCGUUGUCAAUGCGAACCAGGAUUUAAAUCAGAACCAGACACGGGUCGAUGUCUACUGGAUAAACGAUCAGAUCAACCACCCUAUGGGAAACCGGAUCAACCACUUUAUGGACAACCAGUUGGUCAACCAACCUAUGGACAACCGGUUAAUCAAUCACCACACGGACGACCGGUCGGUCAACCAACCGGUAACCAAUACGAACCUAUUUGCGAUUUACCUUGUCUGAAUGGCGAAUGCACUGGUUUCAAUCAGUGCACCUGCAGACAGGGUUACACAUUCGAACAGAAUGAUCUGACGCGAACAAGAUGCGUGCCCAUUUGCAUUGGUGGUUGCUCCAACGGAGUCUGCACAUCACCAAAUCAUUGUAUCUGCAAUCCCGGCUACAGAAAAGAUCUCGGUGUCAAAGGCAAACAAAGAUGUAUACCGAGCUAUACCAUGAAUUCGUUAUUUUUCUUCCUUCUUUGUAUAUUCAUCAUAGAAAUCGAAUAUUCUGUAGAAAAUUCUGGACUUAACAAUCAAGGAUACUGCACUAAACUCGUCAGUUAUAGAAAAUCGAAAAGUGUUCCAUACAUGGAAAGUUAUCGAGAAAAAAAAUGGGGAAUCUUUUAUACAACAAAGUAUCGAUGGAACUAUAGAACUGAGUAUUACUGGGCAUGGAAAACAGAAAAAAUAUGCUGUGACUUGUACAAGCAACAGAACGAGAAAUGCGUACCCAUAUGCUUCCAUGAUUGUGGUCACGGUGAUUGCGUGAGACCUAACAUUUGCUCCUGUCACGAGGGAUACCAAUUAAUAAACUCUCACAACCCAGUUUGCGUGGCCGUUUGCAAACAUCCCUGCGUGCAUGGUCAUUGUACGGCACCUGACGUUUGUACAUGCAAUCCUGGUUAUCGGAUGAAGUCAGACAAAUUUACUUGCGAACCUAUUUGCAAUCCAAACUGUGAUUCGAAGACUGCAUACUGUUCGGAGCCAGAUAUCUGUACAUGUCGCGAAGGAUACCAAAAUAAAAAAAACAUCGGUUACACGAUCUGCGUGCCUAUAUGUAGCAUACCGUGCGUCAAUGGUAACUGCACGGCACCUGAUACCUGCACUUGCAAUCAGGGAUACUCUGUAGAUCUUUACGAUAAGUUCACAUGCAAACCAGUAUGCGACAACUGCGUAGAUGGCACUUGCACCGCACCAGGAAUUUGUACCUGCAAUCAAGGUUAUUCUUUGAACGAGAAAGGCUAUUGCAAGCCAAUCUGUAGUAAGUCUUGUCAUAUGGGUAUUUGUAUCGCACCUGAAACUUGCAUGUGCCAUGAGGGUUAUGGCUUUCUUAACGAUUCGAUGAACGUGUGCGAGCCGAUCUGUCCAAAGGCAUGUAUUAAUGGCUUUUGCAAACAUCCUAACGUUUGUGAAUGUCAUGAAGGAUUUCAAGUGACAGGCGAUGAGACAAGCUUGCACAUUUGCAUACCUCAUUGUAAUAGUCCAUGCGAACCAAAUGGAGAAUGUACCGCACCUAAUAUUUGCACCUGCCAUGCGGGAUAUUCGCUCGCCGAUAACACCGAAGCUAUUUACUUUGAUGAAGAAUCGAUAUGCAAACCUAUCUGUGAAAAUGUAUGCGUUAAUGGAUUUUGUACGGCACCAAAUUACUGUAGUUGCUCGUUAGGAUAUGAACAUUCCGACAUAAACAACAUUUGCAUACCAGUCUGUAAUCCCACUUGUUCAUUACAUAGCCAUUGCAAGGCACCUAAUGAAUGUAUCUGCAAUGAUGGAUACAAGUUAACGAUAGAUAAUAUAGGGAAUAAUAAUCUAACUUAUACUUGUGAGCCGAUUUGUAAUGAAGAAUGUAUUAACGGAUUUUGCAAUACUCCAGAUGAAUGCAGUUGCAAUAUAGGCUUCGAAAAAUUGAACUCUAUCGAGUCCAAUGUUUGUAAACCAAUCUGCGAACCUUCUUGUUGGUCGCAUAGUAGCUGCACGGCUCCUAACGUAUGCACUUGCGAUGAAAAUUAUGUUUUAACAACAAACAAAAAGAAUUCGUCUAAGUGCGAACCGAACUGUCAGCCUGCUUGUCCUCCUAACAGCAUUUGUGAAAUCCCAGGACGAUGUCUUUGCAAAGAAGGUUAUCAUCCAUACUAUGAUAACAAUUCUAUGAAUUGCGAGCCGAUCUGCGAAUUCGACUGCAAAAAUGGUAUCUGCUCUUUGCCUAACACCUGUAGCUGUGAACUAGGUUACAUUAACAACAAAAACGGCUCAUGCGUGGCCUAUUGCUCAGUCGAUUGCGGUAAUGGAACCUGUACAGAACCAGAAGUUUGCAGUUGUGACGAAGGCUACGUAUUAACGGAGGAAAGUAUAACUUGCGAACCAUAUUGCAAAAAUAAUUGCACUAAUGGCAAUUGCGUGGCGCCGAAUGAUUGUCAUUGUUAUGACGGUUUUAUAAAGAACGGCAAUGAUAGCGAUUCAAUAUGUGUUAACGCCUGCAAAAAUGCUUGUAACAAGAAUGGCAUUUGUCUUGAUGAGCAAGGUAACUGCGAUUGCUUUUUCGGAUGGAAUGGAACCGCCUGCGAAGAGCCGACUUUUUGUAUAGUCGACAUUUUAGAGGAAUACAAAGCAUAUGAAACAUUAUCAAUCAUAAAAGAACAAAAUUAUCCAAAGAUAUUAAUGAGUGAAACCUAUCCAACCUGUCAGCAAUGCUUGAGCGAAAUCAAUAAUCAGACAAUUUGUUUUGAAUUUCAAUACAAUAUCUUCAGGGAACAAAAUUACUCAGCCGUAUGUCUCGUCGACGCAGAAUCAAAGUGUUACAUAACGCACAGUCCCAUAAGAGAAGUUAUAAAAGUUAGCGUCACCGUUGGGGGAGUAGCCAUUUUAAUUAUGAUCACUUCGAUUGGUAUUGCUUGUUAUAAGUUUAAAAAGCAAAAGAAUAAAUAUUCUCUGGCUACCAGACAAAAUUGUUUCACCAUAGUACCAAGUAUAUUUUUCAUUAACAUGAGAUUUAAUAUCGCAUCCUUAUAUGUCAUCGUUCUUUUGAUGGUCGAUCUGCCCAAAAUAUCGACUCUAUUUCCUUGGAAAGACAUGAAUGACCAGUCAAUUUGCUCGGAAAUUAUAACUUUGAACUUAAUUUCUAAAUCAAAUUUGAUCGAUUUUAACGAUAGAAAGAUGCAAUUCCAUAACGUUCCUUAUUAUGAGACAUACUGGCACCGUGUACUGGGAAUUUACAAACAGGAAAGACAUCGCAUUAAUUAUAAAAUUGAAUAUUAUCCCACAUAUCACACACAAGAAAAAUGCUGCAAGGGAUACAAAGAGAUAUCAAAUAAAUGCGUUCCUGAUUGCUUUCCAGACUGUAAGAACGGAUUAUGUGAAGCUCCAAACGUAUGCGAGUGCUUUCCAGGAUACUCCAUAUCGACAGAGCAGAAACAUAUUUGUAAACCGAUUUGUUCGAAUGGUUGUUGGAAUGGAGAAUGCGUUCAACCCGAAGUUUGUGUUUGCCCUCCGGAUUACUUCAUAGAUUCCGAUGGCUAUACUUGUCGUCCCAAUUGCGAAGACAAGUGCGAUCCUAAUAACAGUUAUUGCUCUGAACCAAAUACUUGUGCUUGUCAUGUUGGAUAUAAGAAAUCAAACGAAUCAGAAAUGUGCGAUCCAAUUUGUGAGCGCGAAUGUAUCAACGGCAAAUGCGUCGAACCGAACAUCUGCAGCUGCUACGACGAUUACGAACUCGAUGUCAACGAUUCGUUCAAUUGUAUUCCAAAAUGCAAACACAAUUGUCUCUUCGGAACAUGUACAGCUCCCAACGUUUGCACAUGCAACAUCGGAUAUGAGCCAAUCAACGAAAGUAACUGCAAGCCAAUCUGCAGUCAAUCGUGUAUAAUGGGUGUUUGUAUAGCACCUGACAUCUGCAGCUGCGUUGUUGGCUACAAAUUUUCGAACAUUUCCGUGCACGUCUGUGAACCACAUUGCGAUCCUGAAUGUCUCAAUGGAACUUGCAUUGCUCCGAACAUUUGUAAAUGCAACGAAGGAUUCAUCUUCGAUGAAGACGAUGAAACAAAGACAAUCUGUAAACCCUUUUGCACCUCUCCUUGUGGUUUCAAUGCUGAAUGCACCGCACCUGAUCGCUGCACUUGUCAUGAAGGAUAUCGUUUCGUUGGGAAAAAUGAUACAACGAACAACAUUAAUGCGGUAUCGAAUAACAAAAAUGGCACUACUUGCGUUCCGAUAUGUGAGAAAGAUUGCAUGAAGAGCAAAUGUGCCCUUCCUGAUGUUUGCAUCUGUGAAGAAGGAUAUGGUAAAAUUUGGGUACAAGUGAUACCAGGCAACAUACAUAAUUAUCCCUGUACAUCAAUAUGUAAAAAAAUCUGUGAUCUGAAUGGCAAUUGCAACGCACCUGAUAAUUGUAUAUGCAACAAUACGUAUCAUAACACGAAUAUACAAGGUAAAUACAUUUGUCAACCUUUUUGCGAUAUAAACUGUGAACAUGGUACGUGUGAGACCCCAAGUGUUUGCACCUACGACGAGGGAUACAAGAAAAACGAGGAAGGUCGAUGUGUCAAUGCGAUUUGCCAUUCUUCUUGUAUCAAUGGCACUUGCACCAAACCAAACGUUUGUACUUGUUACGAAGGCUUCCUUCUACGAAAUGAAACGAUUUGCGAGCCACUUUGCGAAAAUUCUUGUCUAAAUGGAACAUGCAAGGCAACGAAUACUUGUCGAUGUAAUAAAAGUUAUUUCGAAAUAAAAAACAACAAUAUUUCCGCUUGUGCCUUGAUGUGUUCUCAAAACUGCAGUGAACAUGGUACUUGCUUCGAUGGACGAAACUCUUGCUCUUGUUUUUUUGGAUGGAUCGGUAUAAAUUGUGACGUAGCCAGCCUCUGCGUUUACGAAACAACUCUCAACUCGACUCUCUUCUCUUCGGUUACAAUCAUAAAUGAGACGAACAGCACAUUGACGAAAAGCUACGAUAACGCGCCACUUUGUUAUCAAUGUUCCAACUCUCUUGACAAUGCGACAUUGUGUUUCGUCGUACAUUCGAAUGAAUCACUUACAAUACCAACAGUUGCUUGUUUCCUUAGUACAGAGUUGCCAUGCUACAGGAGACCACAUAAUAAUACACUAAAAAGCUCUUUUGGUAUAACGGAGUUGCUCGUAGCAAUCACAAUAGCGAUCACACUAGUUGCAGCUAUAAGUGGAUAUGUUAUCAUUCGCAAAUGUCGAAAACAACCAACGAAUUUAUUACCGAACGAGCAAACUAAUUCAUUGAUAUAUGAUAAUGAUACUCUGAUAAUUAGAGACGAAGAUUAUCUAAUCUAAUAAUGGUAUGUAUAAGAGAUUAGAAGUCUUCUCGGGCGUCAACAAAAAUCCUAUGUCAACAUAACUGAAAAUAUUAUGGUAAUUUUAUAGAUUGUUUAUUACACGUAUGUACACAUACAUAUCUAUAUGUAUAAACCUAUAAAUAUACAUUAUAUAUGUUAUUAU